Leptinotarsa decemlineata (Colorado potato beetle) is the source of this 1353-nucleotide messenger RNA. RefSeq names its product zinc finger protein 14-like. NCBI's taxonomy places the organism in Eukaryota, Metazoa, Arthropoda, Insecta, Coleoptera, Chrysomelidae. The record is from RefSeq and is a predicted model, not a curated record.
AUGCAAGGGGAGGAUAUGACCGAGGACGAGGAGCUACGUUCGCCCGAUGCUGAUUCAGAUUCCGGAUUACUGAAUAUGUCUGUCGCUAGAAAUGGCGGAUUGCGAAGUCAUGGAAAGGUCCAUACAGGGGAGAAAUUAUUUCACUACGAAGUCUGUGGAAAAAAAUUCACCAGGAGAGGUGAUUUGAGAACUCAUGAGAGAACUCAUACUGGAGAAGAACCAUUUCAGUGUAAAAUCUGUUCUACAUCUUUUACCAAAAGUAGCGAUUUGAGAACUCAUGAGAGGACUCAUACUGAAGAAAAACUGUUUCAGUGUAAAGUUUGUUCAACAUCUUUUGCUAAUAGUAGCAAUUUGAGACGUCAUGAGAGGACUCAUACUGGAGAAAAACCGUUUCAGUGUAAACUCUGUUCAAAAUAUUUUGCUAGCAGUAGCGAUUUGAAACGUCAUAAGAGGACUCAUACUGGAGAAAAACCAUUUCAGUGUAAAGUUUGUUCAACAUCUUUUGCUAAUAGUAGCAAUUUAAGACGUCAUGAGAGAACUCACACUGGAGAAAAACAGUUUCAAUGUAAAGUCUGUUCAAAAUAUUUUGCUACAAGUAGCGAGUUGAAAACUCAUGAGAGGACUCAUACUGGAGAAAAACCAUUUCAGUGUAAUGUCUGUUCUAAAUCUUUUGCUGGAAGAAGCAAUUUCAGACGUCAUGAGAGGACUCAUACUGGAGAGAAACCAUUUCAGUGUAAAUUGUGUUCAACAUCUUUCACCGUAAGUAGCAAUUUGAGAAUCCAUGAGAGGACUCACACUGGAGAAAAACCGUUUCAUUGUAAAGUCUGUUCAAAAUAUUUUGCUAGAAGUGGCGAUUUGAGAACUCAUGAGAGGAUUCAUACUGGAGAAAAACCAUUUCAGUGUAAAAUCUGUUUUACAUCUUUUGCUGGAAGUGGCAAUUUCAGACGUCAUGAGAGGACUCAUACUGGGGGGAAACCAUUUCAAUGUAAAGUCUGUUCGAAAUAUUUUACUAGAAGUGGCGAUUUGAGAAUUCAUGAGAGGACUCAUACUGGAGAAAAACCAUUUCAGUGUAAAGUCUGUUUUACAUCUUUCACUACAAGUAGCGAUUUGAAAAUCCAUGAGAGGACUCAUACUGGAGAAAAACCGUUUCAAUGUAAAGUCUGUUCAAAAUAUUUUGCUAGAAGUAGCGAGUUGAAAAUUCAUAAGAGGACUCAUACUGGAGAAAAACCAUUUCAGUGUAGAGUUUGUUUAACAUCUUUCGCUACAAGUAACAUUUUGAGAAUCCAUGAGAGGACACACACUGGAGAAAAACCAUUUCAGUGUGAACAUCUUUCACUACAAGUAGCAAUUUGA